Messenger RNA from Didymodactylos carnosus, 1371 nucleotides. The record is from the annotation of a GenBank genome assembly. NCBI's taxonomy places the organism in Eukaryota, Metazoa, Rotifera, Eurotatoria, Philodinida, Philodinidae.
CUGGGAGAUACCUCGUUGUAAUCAGAAAUUUAUGGACUAUAAUUACGCCUCAUUAAGAAAGCUUUUGGUUGUUCUUUAGAGUUUCUCGAAAACUGGUUUUCCAGAAAACCGGCUCUUGAAGGUUUAGCAGCAGCAGUCAUGGUGAUAUUCAGAAUCAGCAUCAUCGACUACCUAUAGUCCACUAGGUUUCGUUCAAAAAGCGAUUUAUCAGUUGAGGUACUUCUCUCGUUAGUUUAAUGUUAAAUGCAUGUACAAAACAACUUUGUUUUCAAAUAAGAUAAUUUAAGAGUACCUUUCACCCCUGUCUUUUUCAUUCUCUCGGAAAAAAUACACGGAAAGAUUCCAUUGAAUGCAAGUUUUUAUUAGAAUAGCACACUGAAACUGAAAAUCGAUGUAUUUUUAUCCAAAAUUUUCUGAUCUGUGGUUCUAUGUUUUCUCGAGAUUCAAUCAUGUUAUAACCAUUCGAAAAGAUGAUCGAAUUGAACAGGCUCAUUUUUUUAGCGGAAUGGCUAUUGUCACCCCCCGGGGUGGCAGCAAGAAGCUAUUGACAGUCCAACACUUAUGCACUGCAUAAAUGUGUUAUUCAAAGUGUUAUGUUGAGUUAGUUCUGAAUUUGACGGUCUAUGAGAGAUGGUUCGGAGCGGGUGGGAUGGCUGUGCAUGAGAGUAAGCCACUAGAAUAGUUCCAUGUUACCUGGAGAUGAUGGUCUUUUUUGAAUAGCACAUUUAUGCCGUGUGUGAGUGUAUUUUGAACUAUCAAUAGCUCUUACUGCCAGUUCGAUGGGGUGUCAAUAGCUGCUUGCUACCAGUCUUUAGACUGUCAAUAGCUUCUUGCUGCCGCCCCGGGGGUGUCAAUAGACCUACCCUUUUUUUAGCCAAUCGUCACAUGCAUAGACGACCUACUAAAGAAGAAAGCGCUUGAUUAAGAAAAUAUUUUAGGAAUAAGUUCUCUGAUUGAGAUACAGUCUUUCAGACAAAAUGAAAAAAGUCAGUUUUUAACGACAAUUCAUCUCUCCACAUCGCACUAUGUUCAACUCAAAUAAUAAAUUUUUGUUAAAAAAGAGGGCAAUAUCCUUAAAAAAGUAAAAUGUGCAAAUUCUUUUUAUGAGUGUAAAAAUCAGUCUAAGAGAAAGAUUUUUAAAUUUUAAUAUUUUGUUUUUAGAAAGAUGGUAUUCAUUUUCGUGCUGAUUCAUUAUUUAUUGAUAUGAAACAUCUGUUAUUGUCAUCAAAUUCGAAUAGCCAUCGACGACAUUAUCAUCAAGGCCAUUGGGGAGGAUCUUAUGUGCCUCCGACUAUUUAUCGUCUUUGUAUAUGUAAUACAUCAUUCUUAUUACUAAGAAGUUCACCAAUGAAUUCUUGUCCGUUAUGUUAG